AAAGGUCCUUCCCCUACCCAACUUCCCCAAAGGCCCCAAAGACUGCAGAUUUAUCUAGUUUGCCGACACGAGCUCUUGAAUGUUCAGCGGACAAGGGCUUAAAUAUAAGAGAGUGGGAACUCCUAACAUUUUAAGGGAUUUGUGUGUAUUUCCAAAACUGACUUUUGACCGCCAUCCAACACCUGCAGCGUGAGAUUCCUGAGCGUCUCGCCAUCCUGCGGCUCUAACAUGUUCUGUUGGUUAAGUCGGCUGUACAGGAGUUUAUCCAGACCCACUAGAAGGACCACACAGCUGAUCGGGGGUUCUUUCUCCCGAAGUCUGGUACUGAGUUCACAGAGGAGAAUUCCAGAACUCAGUAGCUUUGUUGCCCGGACCAACACGUGUGGAGAGUUGCGUUCUUCUCACUUAGGCCAAGAAGUCACCUUGUGUGGAUGGAUUCAGUACCGAAGGCAAAACAUCUUCCUGGUCCUAAGAGAUUUCCAUGGGCUUGUUCAAGUUAUCAUUCCUCAGGAUGAGUCGGCUGCUUCUGUGAAGAAGAUUUUAUGUGAAGCCCCCAUGGAAUCUGUGGUGCAAGUGUCUGGGACAGUAAUUUCUCGACCUCCAGGACAAGAGAAUCCAAAAAUGCCAACAGGUGAGAUUGAAAUCAAAGUUAAAACAGCUAAACUUCUGAAUUCCUGCAAGAAGCUGCCCUUUGAAAUUAAGGACUUUGUGAAGAAAACAGAGGCUCUUCGUUUGCAGUAUCGCUACUUAGAUUUGCGUGGUGUCCAAAUGCAGUAUAACCUGCGACUGAGGUCCCAGAUGGUCAUGAAAAUGCGGGAAUAUCUCUGUAAUCUACAUGGGUUUGUGGAUAUAGAAACACCAACAUUAUUUAAAAGGACUCCAGGGGGUGCAAAAGAGUUUGUAAUACCAUCCAGGGAACCUGGAAAGUUUUAUUCUCUCCCUCAGAGUCCUCAGCAGUUUAAGCAGCUUCUGAUGGUUGGUGGUUUAGACAGAUAUUUUCAGGUUGCCCGAUGUUAUCGAGAUGAAGGAUCAAGACCAGACAGACAGCCCGAAUUUACUCAGAUUGACAUAGAGAUGUCCUUUGUAGAACAGACUGGCAUCCAGAGUCUAAUUGAGGGUUUGCUCCAGUAUUCAUGGCCCAGUGACAAAGAUCCUGUGGUGGUUCCUUUUCCUUCUAUGACUUUUGCUGAGGCGUUGGCCAGCUAUGGAACUGAUAAACCUGACACUCGCUUUGGGAUGAAGAUUGUAGAUAUCAGUGAUAUGUUCAGAAACACAGAGGUUGGAUUUCUUCAAGAUGCGCUUAGUAAACCCCAAGGAACCAUCAAAGCCAUAUGUAUCCCUGAAGGAGAAAAAUACUUAAAAAGGAAAGACAUUGAGUCCAUUAGAAAAUUUGCAGCUGACCAUUUUAAUCAGGAAGUCUUACCUAUAUUUUUGAAAACCAAUAACAACUGGAAUUCUCCAGUUGCUAAAUUCAUAAUGGAGGAGCAAGGAUUGGGACUAAUCAGACUGUUGGAGACCCAAGAGGAGGAUGUGGUCCUGCUAACUGCCGGAGAGCAUAAGAAAGCAUGCUCUUUGUUGGGAAAAUUACGACUAGAGUGUGCUGAUCUUCUAGAAGCAAGAGGAGUGGUGCUUCGUGACCCAGCUUUGUUCUCUUUCCUUUGGGUUGUGGAUUUCCCCCUCUUCUUUCCCAAGGAGGAAAAUCCCAAAGAGCUGGAGACAGCCCAUCACCCAUUUACUGCUCCCCACCCCAGUGACAUCCACCAUCUUUACACUGAGCCCCAAAAGGUCCGUAGCCAACACUAUGACUUGGUUUUAAACGGCAGUGAGAUAGGAGGUGGUUCUAUCCGAAUUCAUGAUGCAGAGCUACAGCAUUACAUCCUGGCAACAGUACUAAAGGAAGACGUGAAAUUGCUCUCCCAUCUGCUCCAGGCUUUAGAUUAUGGGGCGCCCCCUCAUGGAGGAAUUGCCAUAGGAUUAGACAGACUGAUGUGCCUUGUCACUGGAGCGCCAAGCAUCAGAGAUGUCAUAGCCUUCCCCAAAUCUUUCCAGGGGCAUGACCUUAUGAGCAAUGCCCCAGAUUCUAUCCCGCCUGAGGAACUGAAGCCCUAUCAUAUCCAGGUCUCCUGGCCAACAGACUCAGAAACAGAAAAGAGUUCAUUGAAUCAUCCAUGCCAUCCAGAAAGUUGAGCUUUUGAGUUUUGUCCUCUUUGCUUCCCCAAGGUUAAAAUCAGAUCUGGAGUUCAGCCACAGAUCUGACUUCAAGUUUUUAAAUGAAAGGAAUCCAGGCAACAUUCUUCACCUCAAUGAAGAAACAGAUAAAAGGUGCAUUAUUAGGAUUAUUUUAUUUGGGACUUUUUUGAAGUUUCUUUUUACUUGGAGAGGUGUGAAACAUGGCUCUUUG
This is a messenger RNA of Lipotes vexillifer (Yangtze River dolphin), 2401 nucleotides long. It is a transcript of the gene DARS2, whose product is annotated as aspartyl-tRNA synthetase 2, mitochondrial. The transcript is spliced from 17 exons. The coding region runs from base 229 to 2187 and encodes 652 amino acids. Gene Ontology annotation, cellular component: cytoplasm; mitochondrion. Gene Ontology annotation, molecular function: ATP binding; aspartate-tRNA ligase activity; nucleic acid binding. NCBI's taxonomy places the organism in Eukaryota, Metazoa, Chordata, Mammalia, Artiodactyla, Lipotidae. Gene Ontology annotation, biological process: aspartyl-tRNA aminoacylation. The record is from RefSeq and is a predicted model, not a curated record.